UUCCGCUGCUCCCGCUCUGGCUCUCCCUUGAACAGCUCCUAGAGAGAACAAGGCGUGCGGAGCUCGGAUCACCAGCAUCAUGCUCCUCGGGCUUGGAUCGUAGAUCCCCCUCUUUGAACACUGAAACAACUCCUUCGUCUUUCAGCGUCCCGAGCAGACCCAGCGAGAAAAUAAGCACGUGAGAGAGAGAGGAAAGAAAGAGGAGGAAGACGAAAAUCUGCAACCAAGGGGACUGAAGCAAAUAAAAAGAGUGCUUUGCUUGCACAGCUGCGAAGUGGGAAUUUAAAGAGCUGCAGAGAGAGAAAUUCCAGCUCAUCAGCACAUACACAUUGCAGAAUUACAGAUCCAGGUAGAAAUGACAUCAACAGGGAAAGAAGGCAGCGGAGCUCAACAUGCACAAUAUGUUGGACCCUAUCGUUUGGAGAAAACCCUAGGAAAAGGACAGACAGGGCUUGUGAAGUUGGGGGUUCACUGUGUCACGUGUCAGAAGGUCGCGAUAAAAAUUGUCAACAGAGAGAAGCUCAGUGAGUCGGUGCUAAUGAAGGUGGAGCGGGAAAUAGCCAUCCUGAAGUUGAUAGAACAUCCCCAUGUUUUAAAGCUGCAUGAUGUUUACGAAAAUAAAAAAUAUUUGUAUUUGGUGCUAGAACAUGUGUCAGGUGGGGAGCUCUUCGACUAUCUCGUAAAAAAGGGAAGAUUGACACCAAAAGAAGCCAGGAAGUUCUUCCGACAAAUCAUCUCUGCUUUAGACUUCUGCCAUAGUCAUUCAAUAUGCCACAGGGACUUAAAACCCGAAAACCUACUGCUGGAUGAAAAGAACAACAUCCGGAUAGCAGACUUCGGGAUGGCAUCGCUGCAGGUUGGGGACAGCUUGUUAGAAACCAGUUGUGGAUCACCACAUUAUGCUUGUCCUGAAGUCAUCCGGGGAGAAAAAUAUGAUGGAAGGAAAGCAGACGUCUGGAGCUGCGGAGUCAUUUUGUUUGCAUUGCUAGUGGGUGCCCUGCCCUUCGAUGACGACAACUUGCGGCAACUGCUGGAGAAGGUGAAGCGUGGAGUGUUCCACAUGCCCCAUUUUAUCCCCCCCGACUGUCAGAACCUUUUGCGGGGGAUGAUUGAAGUGGAUGCCUCGAAACGUCUCACGCUAGAACAUAUUCAGAAACACAUAUGGUAUAUAGGGGGUAAGAAUGAGCCAGAACCAGAGCAACCAAUCCCUCGAAAGGUGCAGAUUCGUUCUCUGCCUUCCUUGGAGGAUAUUGAUCCAGACGUGUUAGAUAGCAUGCACUCGUUAGGCUGCUUCCGUGACCGAAAUAAACUCUUACAGGACUUGUUGUCGGAAGAAGAAAACCAAGAAAAAAUGAUUUAUUUUCUUCUGCUUGACCGGAAGGAGAGGUAUCCUAGUCAUGAAGAUGAGGAUCUUCCCCCUAGAAAUGAAAUAGAUCCCCCCAGGAAGCGCGUGGACUCCCCAAUGCUGAACAGGCACGGGAAGCGGCGGCCGGAGAGGAAGUCCAUGGAGGUUCUCAGCGUGACAGAUGGUGGCUCCCCAGUUCCUGCUCGCAGAGCUAUUGAAAUGGCACAGCAUGGGCAGAGUAAAACAAUGUUCAGUAAAAGCCUGGAUAUCUCUGAAGCCAAUCCCAAAUUCAACAAAGAAGAAAGGUCUCGGUCAAUCAGCGGAGCAUCGUCUGGGCUCUCCACCAGUCCUCUCAGCAGUCCAAGGCCUAUCAGAAAGUUCUUCAUCCCCCCUCAGACCUCCGACCUCCCUUUCUCUCCCCGACCCCAAGUCUCCUUGGACCCUGAUGCUUGUAGGAACGCCUCCAGGCCUGGACAUGUACUCCAACCAAAGCCAGCACUUCAGCCCAACCCAAAGACGCAGACUUUGCCAUCCAAGAGCAAAUUGGCUGAAAAACCACUCCAGUCUACUAAAUCCAACCCACUCCCCGCCAGCAAUACCAGCGCCCCCUCUUCCCAGAACAACCCUGUGCAGAACGCUCAGGGCCGCUCGCCUGCUGCCGGCUUUAACCCACAGCUGGCUGUUCCUAAAGUGCAGACCAACCCUAUGUCUCCUGUUAGAUUGCUCCCUUCUAGUACUGACCCAAGCACCAAAUCUAUCCCCAUCAUACAGGUCACCCCUCACCCCUCUCCAAGGGGAAGUCCCCUCCCUACCCCCAAGGGGACACCUGUUCAUACGCCAAAGGAGAGCCCAGCAGGCACACCCAACCCAACACCACCAUCCAGCCCCAGCAUUGGAGGAAUGCCUUGGAGGACACGGCUCAACUCCAUCAAGAAUAGUUUCCUGGGGUCUCCUCGCUUCCAUCGUCGGAAAUUACAAGUACCUACACCAGAAGAGAUGUCUAAUUUAACCCCAGAAUCAUCCCCAGAGCUUGCCAAAAAAUCCUGGUUCGGUAACUUCAUCAACUUGGAGAAAGAAGAACAGAUUUUUGUGGUCAUUAAGGACAAACCAUUAAGCUCCAUUAAGGCUGAUAUAGUCCACGCUUUCCUCUCGAUCCCAAGUCUCAGUCACAGUGUCAUCUCACAGACAAGUUUCCGUGCUGAAUAUAAGUCCACAGGAGGUCCUGCUGUCUUCCAGAAGCCAGUGAAGUUCCAGGUGGACAUAACAUACACAGAAGGGGGAGAGGCGCAAAAGGAGAACGGGAUCUACUCUGUCACUUUCACACUCUUAUCAGGUCCAAGCCGUCGCUUUAAGAGGGUAGUAGAAACCAUUCAGGCACAGUUGUUAAGCACACAUGACCAGCCUUCAGUGCAGCAGUUAUCAGACACCACUAACUGUAUGGAGUUGAUGACUGGCAGACUUUCCAAAUGUGGCAGCCCAUUGAGUAACUUCUUUGACGUAAUUAAACAACUUUUUUCAGACGAGAAGAACGGGCAGGAAUUAUCCCGAAAAGUUAACAUGUCAGCCACGGCUUCACCUUCUGUGCUCUGCGGACACUUGUUGACGGAAGGCAACCGAUGUAGACUGUCCAAGGACCAGUCCUGUUUGAGGUUCCCAGCCUCCCCUCUCCCUUCUGGAAGUGGGCUUCUCCCCCACUUCUCCCCAGUCACCUCCCCAGUGCACGCCUGGUUUUUUUUCUCCCCUCUCUUUUUCUUUUUUGGUGCUCCACAAGAGAGAUCUGCUCAGUUAUGGGAUUACAGAGUCUGGGCUCAAAGGAGGUUGCAGAUUGUUGGAGUGAAUUAUUUACCCUUGGCAACUUCUGUCCGCGCAGGUGAUCGCAGCCCGGAGAGGGAGGGUGUGGGGAAGGAGACGGGUGUAGCGGGAGCGAGGUGUUCCAUGAAUCCAGAGCACGUUCUCAUCAGAAACCAGCCAGGAGCAACUCAAAACUAAGCGUUGAACCAAGACAAUAUUGGGGAGCUUCAUCACGGGAUUUUUUUAUCUUUUUUUUUUUUUUCUCCCCACCACCUUUUCCUUUUCUUUUGCCCCCUUUUUUUAUAUAUACAUGUAUAUAUGUGUGUAUAUUUAUGUAUAAAUAUACAUACAUACAUACAUAUAUAUAUAUAUAUAUAUACACACACACAAACUAAUAGUUUUUUUUUAUACUGUAUCAUUUUGCUUUUUAACCUGCUGGAAGGGGAAAGGAGUAAACUUAGGAGGGAGAGGGGGUUCAAUGAAUAAACACAUACAAACAAAACAUUAAAACUUAGGGAAAAGGCAACUUCUGGUAGCAAAGAAGAGGGACAAGACUCUGCCAAGGACUGUCUCUCCCAUCACCAGGCACAGUUGCCACUGCUGCUACUGCUGCUCCUCCUUCGACACCUUCCUCCCCACCUGUCAACUCCCUGCCACUGUGCCACCGCGCUGGGACCUUCUUCAACCAGCUGGAUCCUCCACCACACCCUGCAUUUAGAGGCAAUUGUUGUGUUGCUAGUGCUGCAUUGAUAUCAGUAUUAUUAUUUCUUUAAGUUACCAGUUUCAUUUGUUGGCUUGGAUGGUUUUUUUCUUAAAAAAAAAGGAAAAAAGAAAAAAAAAAGAAAAAAAAAGAAGAUGAAGAGGAGGAAGAAAAGAGACUUAUAUUGGGUUUUAUUUCCUCUGUGUGUAUGUGUGUGUGUGUGUGCAAAAUCACUGGCACUUGGUUCAUCAGAGCAAGACAAGGUGGAGUCAGGGCAAUGGGAGACUUAAUCACGAAGCUACUGUAAACUUUAAAAUUUACUGCAAGAUAUUUUUAUAAAGUUUUUGUUUUGGUUUUGUUUUUCUUUUUUUUCCUUUUGAAAGGGAGGAGGGUGGGAUUGGGUGGAUGGGGACCUUUUUUUUGUGUUUCAGUUAUUAGGUCUUGGUUAUUUAUAUAUACAUAUAUAUAUAUUUAAAAAAUAAGCUGUUAGAUAUAUCUUCUGUUUAAUAACUGUGUAGAGGCAACAUUGAUUCUUAUUUAUUUUGCAGAGGAGGGGGAAAAAAGACACAGAAACCUUGUAAGUGUUCAUUUUGUGACUUUGAGAAAGAAGAAUUGCCACCUUUUUUCCUCCUCCUCAAGAGUUAUGUGACCAAGUGUAACUUAUUCUGGCCCAAGCUCAAAGGUUAAACAAACAAAAAAAAUGUGGUUUUACAUGUGGAAGACAAAACACAGUGAGAAGUAUUUCUUGACUGAGAUUUUAAGAAUGUAGGCUUAGCAUUAGUGUUCAGCUCUUUUAUGACCUUCGAUUGCUGCUCGUUGGGUUCCUAUGGGUGUAUGUUGUAUCGCAAGAUUUUUUUUUUUUAAUGAUAAUGUUGGAUGAGUUCUUUUUUGUUGUUGUUGUCGUUGUUGGUUUUUUUAAUCAUUUUUCCCCUUCUUGGACCAGUUUUACUUGUACAUAGGUUUGAAGAUUAAAAAGAAUUUUUAAAGACACAACUGGGGCAAAGACGUUUGACUUCUGCCCUGUUUCCCCAUUCCCCCAAAUGGGAGGGAUUUAUUUUAAUUUUUUUGCUUUAUUUAUUUAUUUAUUUAUUUUCCCUAUUCUUAAACUUUUCUCUCUCGUAUUGCUGUGUGCAUGUCAGACACCAGGGGGUGAUGGCUGGGGAGGGGGGGAGGCAAGGGUGCAGGAGAGGGGGGCAGUUUUAAUUGCAUGACAUUGCUGUAAAUUAGUCUCUUUUGCUUUCGUUGUCUUUCCUGCCUCUGCCCUCUCUCUACUUCUCCUCCGAGCUCCCCUCCCAUCACCCCCGUCCUUCUUUUCCCUCUUUUCUCUUCCCUUGUGUAUAGAUUUUGAUGCUUCUGUUACAUUGUACCUCUACAAAAGGCUGGGAUUUCAAUACAAAAUAAUAAUAAUAAUUUAAAAAUACCUAUAUCAGCAAAACCCAUGUGGUACAAGCAGGAAGGGGAUUACUUACACAAGAUAUAAGAAUAAAUGAAAGCAAUACCUCUUGUUAUCCUUCCUAUUUUGUACUUUGAUGACACACACUCGCGCACACACACAUAUACAGACACAAACUGACAUUAUUUAAUGGUUUGAAAUGGACAAAAAAAAUCUGAUGUAUCCCUUGUUAAAUAACUGUGAGCAACUUUAGUUCAAAAACCAAUAAAUUCAUUCAGUAAAGAUA
Molecule: messenger RNA, 5515 nt
Organism: Haemorhous mexicanus (house finch)
Lineage: Eukaryota; Metazoa; Chordata; Aves; Passeriformes; Fringillidae
Gene: BRSK2
Product: BR serine/threonine kinase 2
Exons: 22
Coding region: 356-3334 (992 amino acids)
Biological process (GO): microtubule cytoskeleton organization; protein phosphorylation; intracellular signal transduction
Cellular component (GO): cytoplasm
Molecular function (GO): protein serine/threonine kinase activity; ATP binding; tau-protein kinase activity
Source: RefSeq, a predicted model, not a curated record